AUGCCCGCAAAAUCGCGAUUCACAAGGCUAGACGCCUUCGCCAAGACCGUUGAAGAUGCCCGCAUUCGCACGAACUCCGGAGGUGUCAUCACAAUCGCCUCGCUGCUGAUUGUUAUGUGGCUGGUAUGGGGCGAAUGGGCAGAAUACCGACGAGUUGUGGUGCUUCCCGAACUCGUCGUCGACAAAUCGCGAGGAGAGAGAAUGGAGAUACAUUUGAACAUGACAUUCCCUCGUUUGCCUUGUGAGCUUUUGACCUUGGAUGUCAUGGAUGUCUCUGGCGAGCAACAAGUUGGCGUCGCACAUGGUGUGAACAAGGUCCGCCUGAGCCCCCGUGCGGAAGGAGGCAAGGUCAUUGAUGUCCAAGCGUUGGACUUGCACUCUCCAGCAGACGCUGCUAAGCACCUAGCUCCGGACUACUGUGGUGAAUGUGGUGGCGCCCAGCCCCCGCCAACCGUGAUCAAGCCCGGAUGCUGUACUACCUGCGAUGAAGUGCGCGAAGCCUACGCCGAGAAGCAAUGGGCCUUCGGCGACGGCAGCAACAUCGAGCAGUGUAAGCGUGAAGGCUACGCAGAGAAGCUCGCCGAACAGCGUCGCGAGGGAUGCCGGAUCGAGGGUGUACUCCGCGUGAAUAAGGUGGUGGGUAACUUCCACAUUGCGCCAGGACGUAGUUUCACAACCGGCAACAUGCAUGUCCACGAUCUGGACGCCUAUAUAUCUCCGAACGCAGCCCCAGCAGACCAACACACAAUGUCUCAUCUCAUUCACGAGCUUCGCUUCGGCCCACAGCUCCCUGCUGAGCUCGCGGACCGCUGGCAGUGGACCGACCACCACCACACCAACCCUCUCGACGAUACUAAGCAGGAGACCGAGGAGCCCGCGUACAACUUCAUGUACUUCGUGAAGGUUGUCUCGACUUCAUACCUGCCGUUAGGUUGGGAUCCUCUCUUUUCGUCCUCUAUCCACAGCGCUUAUGACAAGGCCCCUCUUGGUUCCCAUGGCCUCGCCUACGGCUCCCAGGGAAGUAUCGAGGCGCACCAAUACUCAGUUACCUCGCAUAAGCGCCCUCUUUCCGGUGGCAACGAUGCCGCCGAAGGCCACAAGGAGCGUGUACACGCUGGGGGCGGUAUUCCAGGUGUCUUCUUCAACUACGAUAUCUCUCCUAUGAAGGUUGUCAACCGCGAAGCUCGCCCCAAGUCUUUCACAAACUUCCUCACUGGUGUUUGUGCAAUUAUCGGUGGUACCUUGACCGUUGCUGCUGCCUUGGAUCGCGGUCUCUACGAAGGCGCUAUGCGCGUCAAGAAGUUGCACUCCAACUAA
Messenger RNA from Penicillium soppii, 1317 nucleotides. RefSeq names its product retrograde cargo receptor ERV46. Gene Ontology annotation, biological process: retrograde vesicle-mediated transport, Golgi to endoplasmic reticulum; endoplasmic reticulum to Golgi vesicle-mediated transport. The transcript has 3 exons. Lineage: Eukaryota; Fungi; Ascomycota; Eurotiomycetes; Eurotiales; Aspergillaceae. The record is from RefSeq and is a predicted model, not a curated record. Bases 1 to 1317 code for a protein of 438 amino acids. Gene Ontology annotation, cellular component: COPII-coated ER to Golgi transport vesicle; Golgi membrane; endoplasmic reticulum.